Molecule: messenger RNA, 4175 nt
Organism: Sceloporus undulatus (fence lizard)
Lineage: Eukaryota; Metazoa; Chordata; Lepidosauria; Squamata; Phrynosomatidae
Gene: RBFOX1
Product: RNA binding fox-1 homolog 1
Exons: 19
Coding region: 101-1912 (603 amino acids)
Biological process (GO): nervous system development; regulation of alternative mRNA splicing, via spliceosome
Cellular component (GO): nucleus; cytoplasm
Molecular function (GO): mRNA binding
Source: RefSeq, a predicted model, not a curated record
UUCCCCAAAUCUCCCCCCCCAAAAAAAGAGGCAGCUUUGCCAGGCCCCAAGAAAGACGUACAAGUCCAGCACACAAGGACCUAUUGCUUGAAAGCUAGGCAUGUCCACGCCUUCCAGCAGCCUGGAGGAUGCAGUGAAACCGAGAGCCCGAGAUGGCAAGAUGAGACGCGAGGAAGGGGAUGAUCCACAACCUGAAGGGAAGAGACUGAAGCUGGGGAAUGAAGGAGGGAACAGUGGAAAAGAGGAAGGAGAAGAAGGUGGUGGUGGAGGAGAACAAGGAGGAGAAGAGAGUGACAGAAUGUUUUGCGCCGGGAGAGAAGAGUCUGGGACCCAGACGGAGGGAGACGGAGAAGGCCAAACUGGCUAUAAAUCUGAGCUGAUGGAAUCGGCUUCCGGUGCCAGGAACGCUCCUCAAGGUCCAGUUUUGACCAUGCUGGCUGCAAGCAAAGUUGAGGAAACUACACAGAAGCUCCAUGUAAGUGGAACCUACAGUUUUCUGGAGCGGAGCAUCAAUUCUGAUACUAAAGUGGAGUGCAGCUCUUGUGUAGAAACAGAGGACAGAAAAAUCUCAAGACAACAGAUGAAUUGUGAAAGGGGGCAGCUAAGGGGUAACCAGGAAGCGACAGCACCUCCUGACACAAUGGCACAGCCUUACGCCUCGGCCCAGUUUGCUCCUCCUCAGAACGGCAUCCCCGCAGAAUACACCGCCCCCCAUCCCCACCCGACUCCAGACUACACAGGCCAAACCACAGUUCCAGAGCACACAUUAAAUAUGUACCCGCCUGCUCAGACGCACUCCGAACCAAACACAAGCGACACAAAUGCACAAACUGUCUCAGGCACAGCCACACAGACAGACGAUGCAGCACAGACUGACGGACAGCAACAGACACAAUCCUCUGAAAACACAGACAACAAAUCACAGCCCAAACGGCUGCAUGUCUCAAAUAUACCCUUCAGAUUCCGGGAUCCGGAUCUCAGACAAAUGUUUGGGCAAUUUGGUAAAAUCUUAGAUGUUGAAAUUAUUUUUAAUGAGCGCGGCUCAAAGGUCAAAAGAAUGAAACGUUCUAGAUUUCAGCCAAAAAUUAUCAACGACCCUAGUGUUGCAUGCGAAACAAACAAAAAAAAAGAGAAAUGUUUCUUUGCUCCACAAUGGCAUGUACCAACAACCAAUGUUCUAGAACAGGGAUUUGGUUUCGUUACUUUCGAAAAUAGUGCUGAUGCGGAAAGGGCGAGGGAGAAAUUACACGGCACCGUGGUAGAGGGCCGUAAAAUCGAGGUAAAUAAUGCAACAGCUCGCGUCAUGACAAAUAAGAAGACUGUCAACCCCUAUACAAACGGUUGGAAAUUAAAUCCAGUUGUGGGUGCAGUCUAUAGUCCAGAAUUCUAUGCAGGCAGGGUGUUGCUGUGCCAAGCAAACCAGGAAGGAUCUCCCGUAUACAGUGCCCCCAGUUCACUAGUAUACACAUCCACAAUGCCGGGUUUCCCCUAUCCUGCCGCAACCGCAGCUGCUGCGUACAGAGGGGCUCAUCUCCGAGGCAGAGGCCGUACCGUCUACAACACGUUCCGUGCGGCGGCCCCACCACCUCCAAUCCCGGCUUAUGGCGGUGUUGUUUACCAGGAUGGAUUUUAUGGUGCAGACAUUUAUGGUGGUUAUGCUGCCUACCGAUAUGCCCAGCCUACCACAGCCACCGCAGCUGCCUACAGUGACAGUUACGGACGACUUUAUACUGCAGACCCCUACCACCACACACUUGCUCCAGCAACCACCUACGGCGUUGGUGCCAUGAAUGCUUUUGCACCCUUGACUGAUGCCAAGACUAGGAGCCAUGCUGAUGAUGUCGGUCUCGUUCUUUCUUCAUUGCAGGCUAGUAUAUACCGAGGGGGAUACAGCCGUUUUGCUCCAUACUAAGUGACAAAACCAUUAAAAAAACAAACCCUUCCAAUGUGGGGGGAAAAAGGAAGCUUUCCGAGGCCUGGGUAUUGCAAUACAUGCAGUAGUGCAUCAUUUUAGCAACUCUAAAAAUAUAUAUAUAAAUUUAAAAAAAUAACAAAAAUAAAAAAGAGGAAAAAAUCUACAUUUUUUAUCUUAUACCUCAGAUAUUUUGUUCUGUGUAUUUUAAUAUUGUGGGUCUUUUCAUUUCUGAAGGUUACAUAGUUUGAUUGCUGGCUGUAGAAGGUAUAUUAUUAUUAUUAUUAUUAUUAAUUAUUUUCAUUGUUGUGGUUGAACUAGAAAGCUGCUAGAAAUGAAAAACAAAAAAAAAACUGUUUUGGAAGCCACAAUCAAGACCGCUAUGUCAUGUAAAUGAAAUAUCUAUGCUGAAUAUUAAGCUAUUGGGAUUCCUCACUUGUUUUGUAAGAGUGUAAGUGUCAACAUCAUUCCCCCCGGCGCAUAAAACAUUUACUUUAGUUUUCGAACGAGGGAGGGAGAGAGGAAAUAAAACCGAGAAGGUGGGAGUGGGGUGCUACUCUAUUGAAUUGAAAAAGUGGGACCCCGCUGCUCCUUAUAUACUGUAGUCAUGUAUCAACUGUCUUAAAUGAUUCACUGUUUAUUCAAAGCCAAAGGUUAUGUUGUUAAUUUCGAGGCUGGGGAGGGUAGAGGGAGGGAUGCUUGAACCAACACAUGUACAUAAGAUCUAAUUUAAAGCUGUCCAAAGGCACAGCGUUUAAUGCAUUCCACCGGAACCGUAUUCAGCUCCAAACAUACCUAGUUGUUUUAGGCAAAAAAAAAAAAAAAAAAAAAAAAAUGAACGACAGAACGAGAGAGAGAAAGGCAGAGAGAAAGAAAGAGAGCAAGAGAGUGAGAAAGAUAUAAAUAACCAAGUAUAAAUACCUGCUAGUUAGAUCAUGAGCAAGCAUUCUUUUUUAUAUUUCUUCCAGUAUAAUAAAUUAUUGAUAUCAUUGCAGACUUUUAUAUUAUGGGAGGAUUAAAAUAAAUAAUAAUGAAAAAUAAUAAUAAUUAAAAGGUGAUAAAAAGCACUGUUUCUAUUUUUUUUCUUUUUUUUCCAAAAAAAAAAAAGAGAGAAAGUAAUAAAAAAGUUAAAAUUCUUUGUACUGGUUAAAAUAAAAUAAAAUAAAAGUGUAUAAAAUUUACAUCUGUGCAGUGGGAUUGUUCAGUUUGAGGAAUUUACACACACCUUACGCCGCCGCGUUAGAUUUUAAACCCAGUAGACCAAUUGUUAGAGCAAAAAAAAAAAAAAAACCAAAACCCGUGAUCAUUUUUAUCAAAUUCUGUGCUACUCAUAUACCAAAUUUAUAUAAGCAUUUCACAAAUAAACUGCAAACAUCCAGUAGAGAUAAUCUUGGUAUUUUCAUCAGCUUAGUAAUUUUUGAAACAUGAUCGUGUUGUGUAAGCAAACUGCAACUUUUCGAGGUGUUACAAACCCUGCUGCCCCGACCCGUCUCCAAUUCCCAAACUAAGGACAUCUUAUUUUGUAAUUCACUGGACCCAAGGCAACAUUUAAAACAAAGAAAGGAUCAAAAGAUCAGCCUGCGUCAGAGGCCCAUUCACACCACAAAAUUAUAGCAUUACAAUUCCACUGAAACUGCCAUACUUGCAUCCGAUGGAAUCCUGUGAUUGGAAGUUCGGAGAGGAAUAUGGAGAACUCUAAGCUAGAGAGCUCCAGUGCCUUCCUAAACUAUAAACUCCAGGGUUUCUUGGGGUACGGUCAUUGGAGAUGUGCCGAACGCGUGUUGCUUUUCAUUAAAUAUAUGGGAUUUAAGAGUUUCUCAAUGCUCGGCUGAAGUAUUUAUGUGCUCCGACUCAACUGAGGUGUGAGAAUGCGCAGAGACUUCAUUUGCAAGGGAAGUAAUCGGGUAGAAGUAUCGGGAAGUUCAGUGUUCGGGAAGUUGGAGUUUUUUGGUUUGUUUAAGUAAUAGGAAUAAUAGUGCCUCAGUCAUUCAUCUGAAUUGUGUGAGUCUCAGUCAAGGAGAUUUGAAUUAUUCCUCUUGGCUGCUGGAGGGAAGGGAGAGAGGGAUUUCCAUCCUAAAGAUAAACACAGGGCAUUGUUCCUUGGUAGACACGGCAAACAGAGUUUUAUCGUUCACACCAUUACCGUAUAUACUCAACUAUCAAGUCGAGGGCAAGUCGAGGGCAAGCUUUGGGGCCAAAAGUAUGGAUUUUGCUUUGAUCCAUGGAUAAAUCGAGGGUAAAACUUAGGGGCAUAUAGCAAAGG